AUGUCAGAUUAAGAUGAAGAAUCACCAAGACAAGAUGAAUUUGGAUAAAGAAUAAUAAAAUUAAAAGAGUUAACUCCUCUUGAAAAAGAAUAUUUUGAAAAGGCUCGGAAACGUCAUAAAGAAAACAUUUAUAAAGAUUAAAUAGUAUAAGGUAGAAAAUUUGAGGGAGUGGCAUUUAUCUCAAAGCCAGGAGAGAUAAUAUUCAAAGUAAGAUGAAGACUUAUAUCAUAGGAUUUUGAUGUAGGUAAGCCACAUACAAUAAUAAUGUAACUUACUAAUGUUUCUUAUACAUUUAAUUCAUUUAAAAUACUUCCACUUCCUGAAGCUGUUAGAGUAAUAUAUAAAAUUUUGAAAUAAGGAUUUUUUUGAAUUGAUAUACACUCCUCCUGGCAGAGUUUCAGCAGGGAUGUCUUGUCCAAUAACAGUUAGAUUUACUCCAUAAUUAAAUGAUGAUAUAGAUGUCUAAUUAUAAUGUUAAGCUGAGACUGGACCUUUUUAAAUUCACAUUUUAUGCACUAGCUAAAAGGCUAUUGCAAAAGUUGAAUAACCUAUUAUUGAUUUUGGUAAAGUAAUUCUAGGUGAGGAUUCUACUCUCAUUCUUAAAAUUUAAAAUUUAGGAGCUCUCGAUACAGAUGUUUUAAUAAGAAGUGCAAAAGGAAUUGAUUUAUAAACUAUUGCUACUGAAUCUGUCUCCUAAAAAUCUAGUAGGGAUCGACCUUUUGAUGAAGAAGGCAUUUUACCUUUCUUAAAAUAACUUAAAUUCUAAAAAUAACAUGUUUUAUAAGGAUAUUCAAUGCUUAAAAUACCAAUUUAAUAUAUUCCUGCUGAAGUUGGUCCAUUCUCAUUGCCUCUUACUUUGUAUUAUGAAAAUUUCUUACAUUCUCCUCCAUGUUAAAUAGAAAUCAGGGGAUAUUGUACUGAAGUUCCUAUUUAUGUAGAAAAAUCAAUUUAUAAUUUUCAAAUCUGUUUAUUUAAUCAUAUUUACAGAGAAAAGAUUGUAUUUUUUAAUAGAAGUUAAAAUGCUAUGAAAAUUUAAAUUUAAACUCCAAAAGAAACUAAAGAUUUUUUUGAGUUUAAUCCAAAACUUGGAUAUAUUUAAGGAAAUUCUAAAUUUGAAAUUUGGGUAAAAUUUAAUGCAGAAAGAUAAUUAUAAACAAUAUGUCAAAGAUUUUUCAAAGAUAAUAUAAUAGAUGUUCCAUUCAAAUUAAUUGGAGCUGAUUAAAAAAUGCCUGUCCCUUUUAAUAUUGUUUCUUAAAUGACUAUGGCUACACUCUAGAUUACACCAGCAAGAUUAGAUUUUGGAAAACUAUAUGAUGGAUAAGGAGCAAAGAGAGCUAUCACAUUUGAAAAUAUAAGUGAUUUACCACAAGAAUUAGCUAUAUAUCCUUUACCUAAAGAAAUUUCAAUCACAACUGAUUUAGUACCUUUACGUUUACUUCCUAAAUAAAAAUUUACAACUGAUAUUACAUAUAGGACUCAAAAAGUUAUUGGAAUUAGUGAUAGACAAGAUGAAGGAAUCUUAAAAUGCAAAAUUGUUUCAGGUACAAUUUCAACAAAAGAAAUCAGAAUACCUUAUACUUGUGAAAUUUCUAAAUGUCCUUUAGAAUUUUCAGGACUCAAAUUUGACAUACCAGUUUAAUAAAUUGAUGAAAAAUAUUCAACCACUAUUGAUAUCAAAAAUAUAUCUUAAAGAGACAUUAUAAUUGAAUUUUUUUUACCCUUUUAUGAAUUAUGUGGUCUUAAAAUGGCUCCUAUGGUUUAAUAAAUCUAAAGAGAGUAAUUAAUGUAAGUGCAUCUAGAAUAUGAUUCUUUUUUCAAAAAAUUAGGAGCUUAUACACUAUAAGAAUUAAAAGAAAAAUAUGAAAAUGAUCCUAAUAAUAAUUUUGAAUUAAGAUUAAAAAUUAGGUAUGAAGAAGAGGAAAGAAAGAAAAGGGAAUAAGAAGAAUUGAAAAAAGAAGAAGAAAUGGCAGCUAAAGGUAAGGCUGCCAAAAAAGAAGUCAAAAAAGAUUAGAAAAAACCAGAAAAAUUAACAAAAGCUUAAUAAUAAUAGUUUGAAGAAGAAGAAAGAAGAUAAGCUGAAUUGGAAAAACUAAAAUAAGAAGAAGAACGAUUAAAAAGAGAAGAAUUUGAAAAGUAGUUUGAUAGUGCUAAGGAAUUAAGAAAUUUAGGAGGAACUCUUGUUGAAUUCAAUAAGCCUGAAGAUUUAAGUAAAAUAUUACCUUAUCCCAUAAGAUUAUUCAUAACAUUAUUUUUGGUUGAUUCCUUGCUAUUUUAAAUAUACUGAUAUGUCUGAUAAUGCUAAAUCUUUAAUAUAUUUAUAAAUUUCAACUGUGACUGUCUAAAAGAGUUUGCUUUUGAGUAAGACCAUUAUAGAUUUUGGAGAAGUUGCAGUUGGUAUAAGAUAAACAAAAGAACUUACUGUUUUUAAUUAAACUCCAUUUAAAGCAGAAUUGAAAAUGGAAAUGUUACCAAUCUCUUGUGGAUUUACUAUUUUAAAUGCUUUAAGAACAAUAGAAUCUAGUAAUAAGAAAUCUUUAAUUGUUUAAUUUUAACCAACAGAAGAUUAACCAUUUGAGGAGACAUUAAAAUUAUACUGUGAUCAUGCAGCGGUUUCUGCUAAAUUAAAAGGAAUAGGUGUUAGACCAGAAGUAAAGGUAGUACCUGAAAAUGGAUUAAUAUCUUUAGGAGGUGUAGUUCUAGGAGAAUAUGCAGAAAAAACAUUUAAAAUAACUAAUGUUUCAAAUUUUCCAAUUAAAUUUUAAUUAAUUAGUAAAGCUAGAGGUGUUUAAAAUUCUUGUGGAACUGAAGUCUUUUAAUUUAUACCUUAAGAGGCUAUUGUUAAUGCUUAAUAAGAAAUAACAUGUAAAGUGAUCUUUAAGCCUGAUCGAGUUUCAGAUAAAUUUUAUGAUCUUAUAUCAGUUCAUGUACCAAAUUAGAAAUCUGAGAAGAGAGUUUUUAUUUGGGGUUAUUGUUAUAAUCGUUAAGCUUUUGUAAAUAUUUAUCAGCCUUAUAAUUUAAUUCCUUAAAUAAAUGAAAUAAAUAAGAAAAUUGAAUUUCCUUUUGAUUAAUUGAAAUUAAAAGACGAGGAGAAGGUUUAUACAUAUCUAAAUAAUAAAAUUAUGCUUGAAUUUGAAAAAUUGAAAGAAGAAGAUAAUUCUAGAAAAAUAGUAAUUGGUAGUUGUAAACUUUUAGAUCAAAAAAUGGAGAAACCUGUAAAUUAUGAAGUAAUACUAUCGGUAAUAUAAAUUUAUGAUAAUUAAAUAGAAAGAUGAGAAAUAUUUUAUUUGUGAUAAUUAAAAAGGUUCAAUAUAAGCAGGUAAUGAGAUUGUAAUAACAUUUACAUUUAAGCCACCUUAACCAGAUUAAUUUAUUGCAUCAAUAGAAGCUUUGAAGAAGAUUGGAUAAUGGAAGGAGACAAAGAUUGAAUUAAAAAUAUCAGGUGGUUUCUUAAAAGCAGGAAUAUAAGAUAAUAUUAGCUACGAAUUAAUUCUAAAAGCAUUCAUUAACUAGAUUUGA
Molecule: messenger RNA, 3516 nt
Organism: Paramecium sonneborni
Lineage: Eukaryota; Ciliophora; Oligohymenophorea; Peniculida; Parameciidae
Source: the annotation of a GenBank genome assembly